AUGCUGUGGUUCCCGGUGAAGAAGAUCCGGAAGCAGUUCAAGCUGCUGCUGCUGCUGGUGCUGCUCACCUUCGCCGUGUGGUUCACCUACCUGCACAUCAGCCUGGUGCGCCAAGGCAAGGCGCUUCGCCUGCACUUCGCCUAUGGCAGGGAUGGUGAGCGACUGGGUGAGGUAACAGACCCUGGAAGGCGAGCAGUGGGGGCGCAUGCAUCCUCUCCUCAGAGGAAGACCGAGGACUCCAGCGAGAGCCGGGAGGACGAGCAGAUGGUAGAAGAGCAGGGGGUUAAUGGGUGGUUUUCAAAACUACGUGGCCUUGACAGAGCUGCAAGACCCCCCAAACCAAACAUAACCCGAUAUGUUCUGCCGUGGAAUGAACAGUACAAAGGGAAAGCAAACCUGCACGUAUUUGAGGACUGGUGUGGAGGAGCUGUGGGAGAUCUAAGAGAGAAUCUGCAUUUCCCCCUCUACCCUCAUACUCGCACAACAGUGAAGAAGUUGGCCGUGUCACCCAAGUGGAAAAAUUACGGGCUACGUAUAUUUGGGUACAUUCAUCCUUUCAAAGAUGGGGACUUCCAGUUUUCAGUAGCUUCGGAUGAUAACUCUGAAUUUUGGCUAAGCUCUGAUGAGGCUCCAGCCAAUGCACGUCUGGUAGCCUUUGUGGGCAAGCUGGGCUCUGAGUGGACUGCCCCAGGAGAAUUCACCAAAUUCAGCUCGCAAGUCUCCAAGCCAGUCCGUGUCCUUUCCUCCAGGCGCUAUUACUUUGAGCUCCUCCAUAAGCAGGAUGACCGUGGAUCAGACCAUGUAGAAGUUGGUUGGCGGGUUUUCCUUCCCAACUUCAAGUUUGAGGUGGUUGACUCUCCCUACAUCUCACUCUACACAGAUGAAUCCAGUCUGAAAAUGAAUGAGGUGGACCAUGUGCCUCAGUCCCUCGCCAGCCACACGGGCAGCUACCUCUGGGGUGUACAGAGACAUGAGCACAGAGCAGAUAUGCUGAAGCCUGACCCUCGGGAUAUUUUCUUCCUUACUCCUCAGAUUGAGCCAUCCCAUGUGGAGAAUGUGUUGGUGCCCUGUGCUUACAGCCCCACAUACGUGGUGAAGGACUUCCCUAUCGCCCGCUAUCAGGGCCUGCAAUUCGUCUACCUCUCAUUUGUUUACCCCAAUGAUUUCACCCGGCUCACACACAUGGAGACGGAGAACAAAUGCUUCUACAGAGAGUCCCCGCUCUACCUGGAAAAAUUUGGCUUUUACAAAUACAUGAAGAUGGAUGAAGAGGAGGAGGAUCCACACCAGAGAGCCUUUCUCUUCCUGAAUCCCGAGAAUUUUCUUGAAGAGGAGGAGGAAGGAGCUGACAGCCCUGAGCCCACCAACCCUCUCCCUGAUGCCAAGGACAAGAGCCCCAGUGUGCCGGAUCCACGUGUGUUCCCCGGGGCAAAGCGGAAGCAGAGGCCCUUGACGACGCAGGAGUAUGGGAACAACAUGGACUACAAUGCCUUCCACCAGAAACGAAAGAGGUUUAAAGGAGGAGGAGCCUUGGCAGGGCAGCCUGUCCCCACGGGCAUGAACAGCGGGCCUAGCCUGAGCCCUGUGGCUCCAUCCAAGGCUUUCCAAGCCUAUGGGAACGCGGCCCCUCUUGGAGAACAGACUGUGGUCCAUGGGCGGUCCCUUAGCUGGGCACAAAAUGAGGAGGAUGAGGAGAAGGGAAGGAAGGAGGGCGAGCUGGGGCUGCUGUCACCUUCAAAGCGGGGCAGCUCCCUCGGUCUUCAGCCCCACCUCUCUGUGCCCUUCUUUGCUGGAAAGACCAGACAGCAGGCUCUGAAAGAGGAAAAGCAGCCCAAGAAGGAGGCCAAGAAACCCCCAGAGAAAGUGUACGUCACUCGGCUGCAGCCCAGCAAGAAGAAGGCCGCACCACAAAAGGACGUGUUCCCUGGAGUCUUCCUCUAUCCCAGGCCACCAAGGAAAGUGCACUUGAACUCCCGAAUCCUUCAGCGGCACCCCACUCCCUUCAACAAACCCCAUGCUGUCCCUGGUCAUAGGACAGCAUGGCUCACAGGCAAUGCCUCCAGGGAAACAGAGACUUUUAAGAGGAAAAUCCAGCGGGCCAGCCGGAAAUGGGAUCAGCUGCACAGUCGAGAGACCGCAAAAGGUAGGAGCAAGCAGAGGAUGCAUCCCAGUGCCCCAGCACUGCCUGAGGAAGGGCUGUUUAGCAAGGAGACCUUUGAGGUCACCACCCCAGCAAGGACUACCCUAGACUACAAUUCCUCGGAGGUGGUGCUCUCUGAAGGCAUGCGAGUGACGUCCUUCCUGCAGAUGUCAGAAAUGACAGAAUCUCAGCAGGAGGAGGUUGAAGGCCCAGAGAAGGUCCAGGAGGAGGAGAUGGAGGAAGAGUUGUCUGACUAUAGUUAUGAGAACUCUGAGCUGCAGCAGAGCUGGCUAGAGGACUCCAUCAACUGGCAAAGGACGUUCAGCGUCAGCCCCGUGGACUUUGAGCUGCUGCGCUCGGACUGGAACGACCUGCGGUGCAACGUCUCAGGAAACCUGCAGUUGAGCGAGAGUGAAGUAGUAGAUGUGGUGGCCCAGUAUAUGGAGAAACUCAACGAGAAGAAUGGCGGCAUCUACACCCUCCUACGGAUCAUCAAUGUGGAGAAGCGGCGUGACACAGGUCGAGGCAACCGGUACCUGAUGGAACUGGAGCUGAUGGAGAGAGGCCAGAGGACUGUCCGUCUCUCCGAGUACAUCUAUGUCCUGCUGCACCAGGGCAAGUCCGAGGACAGCACUGAAGUCAACCCAGAGGGGCCUGCAACCGUUUCCAAUGAAUCUCAGCCACCACCUAGUGCCUGGAGUCUGCUGUAUGGAAAGCCCAUCCUGUGCCGGCCUUUGCGGCUCAGCUGGAGGCACGAUGUUAUGGUGCAUUUUGUGGUGCCAGUGAAGAACCAAGCCCGCUGGGUGCAGCAGUUCAUCUCAGACAUGGCCAGCCUGUACCUGAACACCAAGGAUGCCAACUUCAACGUCAUCCUGGUGGACUUCGAUAGUGAUGACAUGGAUGUGGAGAAGGCGCUUCAGGAGGCUCGCCUGCCAAGGUUCCAGUACUUGAGGCGCACUGGGAACUUUGAGCGCUCGGCAGGACUGCAGGCAGGUGUGGACUCCAUAGAGGAUGGCAGCACUAUCCUGUUCCUGUGUGACCUGCACAUCCAUUUCCCGCUCAACAUCCUCGACAGCAUCCGGAAGCACUGCGUGGAAGGGAAGCUGGCCUAUGCACCCAUCGUCAUGAGGCUGGGCUGCGGGAGCUCUCCUCAGGAACCCAACGGCUACUGGGAGGUGAAUGGCUUCGGUCUCUUUGGGAUCUACAAGUCUGACUUUGAUCGCAUUGGAGGAAUGAAUACAGAAGAGUUCCGGGACCGCUGGGGUGGAGAGGACUGGGAGCUGCUGGACAGGGUGCUUCAGAGCGGGCUGGAGGUGGAACGCUUGCGACUCAGGAACUUUUACCAUUACUACCAUUCCAAGCGUGGCAUGUGGAAUUCACGCAACAAGAAGACACCCAAAGACUAA
Molecule: messenger RNA, 3546 nt
Organism: Varanus komodoensis (Komodo dragon)
Lineage: Eukaryota; Metazoa; Chordata; Lepidosauria; Squamata; Varanidae
Gene: B4GALNT4
Product: beta-1,4-N-acetyl-galactosaminyltransferase 4
Exons: 20
Coding region: 1-3546 (1181 amino acids)
Cellular component (GO): Golgi cisterna membrane
Molecular function (GO): acetylgalactosaminyltransferase activity
Source: RefSeq, a predicted model, not a curated record